CCAAACGAAACAAUGACAUCGUCAAGUUCAUUGUAUCCCGUGUUUAAUUACACCGAACAAAAUUUUCACCCAAUUGUCAGGAAGGAUGAUGAUCAAACGUCAAAAUUUGAUGAGUUGAUCGUUAAAAAGUGGACUGAGGCAGAGGAAAACAAUGUUCUUCGGUACAAACUCAAUAUUAAUAAUUGCAAACGAGUCGACGGAAAUUACGGGUUUUUGGCUCAGUUAAAUUUCGAUAGAGCUAAGAAUCGUCGACAGCCUGAGCAUAUACAAUCAAUGAAAAUGCCGUUCAACCCAGAUCGCUUCAACUUCACGAAAAUUAAUAAUCGAGAAAUAUUCUUCGACGUUGGUGUGGGCGAUGGCAACAAUGUUGUAGCUGCAAAUGUCAGUCCUAUGGAAUUCGGACACUGUGUCGUCCUCCCUCAUAGAUUGGAAUGUCUCCCACAAGUGGCUACUGAAUCAAGCUUGCUAAAAAUUACUGAAUUACUACUGUUGAGCAAGUCACCACACUUACGAGCUGUCUUCAAUAGUUUGUGUGCUCACGCCUCUGUCAAUCAUUUGCACUGGCAUCUUUACUAUUUGAAACAUGAGAUGCUGCUGGAGCACAUUGAUCUUCGUCAGCUCUCCGAUAAACUUUACAUGAUUGAAAAAAAAGACUAUCCUGCAACGGCAUUCUGCCUCAAACUGUCAACAUUUAACAAUAAUGUGCGAUAUUUCGCAAAUGUUGGGUUCAAAAUUUUAAAUUAUUUACAAAGCCACGAAAUUGCACACAACGUUUAUAUAACAAGAGCAAAGCAAUCACCACUGAAUGAUGAUGAUCUUUAUGAUGACUUGAGAAUUUACAUAUGGCCACGAAAUUAUAACACUGGUGUUAAAGAUACGAGCGGAUUUAUUCCAGGAUCUUCUGAAUUCUUUGGACACUUGAAUGUACGAAGUGAAGAAUUUUAUAAUGAUUUAACUCAAACGAAAAUUGAGGAGAUACUGAAAGACGCUGUAUCAAAUACCUUUAAUAAAGUUGUGAAUAAUAUUAUGAAAUUGACGAAUGAAAACACUGAGAACAGUCACGUCACUAUGACAACAUAA
Molecule: messenger RNA, 1080 nt
Organism: Diachasma alloeum
Lineage: Eukaryota; Metazoa; Arthropoda; Insecta; Hymenoptera; Braconidae
Product: GDP-D-glucose phosphorylase 1
Exons: 2
Coding region: 13-1080 (355 amino acids)
Biological process (GO): glucose metabolic process
Cellular component (GO): cytoplasm
Molecular function (GO): GDP-D-glucose phosphorylase activity
Source: RefSeq, a predicted model, not a curated record